CACCAAGUGUACACCAAAACAAAACAAUAACCAUGAAAUCUUAUUAUUGCCUUAUUUUCUUGUAUGUUCACCUACUUUCAUCACAAAACUGUUUUACUUUUGCUUCAGCCAGUUCAACUACUGAAGCGCAAGCCCUUCUGAAAUGGAAAGCCAGCUUACAAAAUCAAACCCAGCCUAUCAACUCAUGGAUGUACCUUCCUAGUACAAAUAAUGCCACCAAUACUUCCAGCAAUCCCAAAGCAAUUGCAAACCCAUGCAUUUGGACUGGUAUCUCGUGCAGUGCUGCUGGAAGUGUCAACAGGAUAAACCUUACCAAUUCUGGUAUACAAGGUACGCUACAUGAAUUCUCAUUCUUGUCAUUCCCUAAUCUUGUGCAUCUAGACCUCAGCUCAAAUAAACUCUUCGAUGUCAUACCACCUGGAAUUAGUUCCCUCUCCAAACUCAUUUAUCUUGAUCUAUCUGUAAAUCAAUUUUCUGGAAAAAUCCCGCCAGAAAUUGGUCUUCUAAGAAGUCUCACAUUUCUCUAUCUCUAUGAAAAUAAUCUUUCUGGCACUAUUCCCUUGGAGAUAGGAAACUUGAAAUCAUUGGUGGAUCUAGAGUUGAGCACCAAUCAACUCAGUGGUUCAAUUCCGCCAACACUGGGGGAUCUGACCAACCUUACCACCCUCAUUCUCUCUGGAAAUAAUCUUUCUAGCACUAUUCCUACGGAGAUAGGAAACUUGAAAUCAUUGGUGGAUCUAGAGUUGAGCACCAAUGAACUCAGUGGUUCAAUUCCGCCAAUACUGGGGCAUCUGACCAACCUUGCCACUCUCUAUCUCGAUUCUAAUAAUAUUUCUGGCACUAUUCCUACGGAGAUAGGAAACUUGAAAUCAUUGGUGGAUCUACAAUUGGACGCCAAUCAACUCAGUGGUUCAAUUCCGACAACACUGGGGGAUCUGACCAACCUUACCACUCUCAUUCUCUCUGGAAAUAAUCUUUCUAGCACUAUUCCUACGGAGAUAGGAAACUUGAAAUCAUUGAUGAAUCUACUCUUGAACACCAAUAAACUCAGUGGUUCAAUUCCGACAACAUUGGGUGAUCUGACCAACCUUACCAUUCUCUAUCUCCAUACAAAUAAUCUUUCUGGCACUAUUCCUACGGAGAUAGGAAACUUGAAAUCAUUGGUGGAUCUAGAGUUGAGUGACAAUCAACUCAGUGGUUCAAUUCCGACAACACUGGGGGAUCUGACCAACCUUACCACUCUCUAUCUCUCUACAAAUAAUAUUUCUGGCACUAUUCCUACGGAGAUAGGAAACUUGAAAUCAUUGGUGAAUCUAGGAUUGGACGCCAAUCAACUCAGUGGUUCAAUUCCGACAACACUGGGGGAUCUGACCAACCUUACCACUCUCAUUCUCUCUGGAAAUAAUCUUUCUGACACUAUUCCUAAGGAGAUAGGAAACCUGAAAUCAUUGUUGGAUCUACGGUUGAGCUUCAAUCAACUCGGUGGUUCUAUUCCGACAACAAUGGGGGAUCUGGCAAACCUUAUCACUCUCUAUCUCCAUUCAAAUAAUCUUUCUGGCACUAUUCCUAGGGAGAUAGGAAACCUGAAAUCAUUGGUGGAUCUAGAGUUGAGCGCCAAUCAACUCAGUGGUUCAAUUCCGACAACACUGGGGGAUCUGACCAACCUUACCACUCUCUAUCUCUCUACAAAUAAUCUUUCUGGCACUAUUCCUAUGGAGAUAGGAAACCUGAAAUCAUUGGUGGAUCUAGACUUGGGCGCCAAUCAACUCAGUGGUUCAAUUCCGACAACACUGGGGGAUCUGACUAACCUUACCACUCUUUAUCUUAAUCUAAAUAACCUCUCUGGCACCAUUCCGAAAGAGUUAGGAAAUAUCCAUGAGUUGACAGAAUUGAUAUUAUCUAAUAACCAAUUUUCGGGUUAUUUGCCACAGAACAUUUGCGGAAGUGGAUCACUCUCAAACUUUUCAGUACGCUCCAAUCAUUUGAGUGGUCCAAUCCCAAAAAGCUUUAAAACCUGCACUAGAUUAUUCAGAGUCCGUCUUGGAGGGAACCAAUUGACAGGCAACAUAUCUGAAGACUUUGGUGUUUAUCCGAGUUUGAAUUUUAUAGAUUUGAGCAACAAUCAACUUUAUGGUGAAAUCUCACCAAAUUGGGGAUUGUGCCCAAAUUUAACAACCCUACUAAUAGCGGGAAACAACCUUACUGGUUCUAUACCAACCGAGAUUGGAAAGGCAACCCAAAUUCAUGAGCUUGAUCUUUCUUCAAAUGGUUUAGUGGGGGAAAUUCCAAAGGAGUUUGGAGGGUUAACGUCAAUGGUGAAGCUGAUGUUGGAUGGCAAUCAACUUUCAGGUCGUGUCCCUUCAGAGUUGAAAUCAUUGACUGAUCUAGAAUAUCUUGAUCUGUCAGCAAACGAAUUCAAUGAUUCAAUUCCAAGUUUUGUAGGUGACUUUCAAAAGUUACAUUACUUGAAUUUGAGCAACAACAAGUUCAGUCAAGCAAUUCCAUUCCAGUUGGCGAAGUUAAUUCAUCUGUCCCAACUAGAUUUGAGUUUUAACGCAGUUGAAGGUCAGAUACCAUCAUAUAUUAGUAAUAUGCAGAGUCUGGAGAUACUUAAUAUAUCCCACAACAAUCUUUCUGGUUUCAUUCCAACAAGUUUUGAAGACAUGCACUGGUUGUCGUAUGUUGACAUAUCCUACAAUGACUUGGAAGGUCCACUUCCCAACAACAAAGCAUUUCAAGCUGCUACUCGGGAAGCAUUGCAAGGGAACAAGGGCUUGUGUGGCAACACACGAUUUUUGCAACCCUGCAAUAAACAAAGCCCAAAAAAGGACCACAAACUCGUAUUUAUGAUAAUCUUCCCUAUUCUUGGAGCAUUUGCGCUUCUAGCCUUUAUAUUUGCAUUGGUAGCAAAACGGAAAAAGAAGUAUCAGUAUGGAGAAAAAGCCAACAUGAAUGAAGAAAUUUCUUUUUCUAUAUUAAAGUUUGAUGGAAAGACAAUGUUUGAGGAAAUCCUAAGGGCAACAGAAGAUUUUGAUCCCAUGUAUUGCAUAGGGCAGGGAGAACAGGGAAGCGUCUACAAAGCAACAUUGUCAUCCACUUACACAGUGGCCGUGAAGAAGCUCCAUUUGCCAAGCGAUGAUGACAAGAAUCUUCAGAAGGCAUUCUUGAAUGAAAUUAGGGCGCUAACUGAGAUGCGUCACCGAAAUAUUGUGAAGCUUUAUGGUUUCUGUUCACAUAGGCUGCACUCGUUUUUGGUGUAUGAUUAUCUGAAAAAGGGUAGUUUAGCCACAAUGUUGAGCAAAGAUGAGGAAGCAAAAGAACUGGGGUGGAGUAAAAGGGUGAAUAUAGUUAAAGGUGUAGCUCAUGCCUUGUGUUACAUGCAUCACGAUUGUUCGCCACCGAUUGUGCACCGGGACAUAUCGAGCAAGAAUAUUUUGGUGGAUGAUGAGUAUGAGGCCUGUGUUUCAGACUUUGGCACUGCUAAGUUCUUGAACCCAGACUCAGCUAAUUGGACUGCCCUUGCAGGCACAUAUGGAUAUAUUGCACCAGAGCUUGCUUAUACGAUGGAAGUGAAUGAGAAGUGUGAUGUUUAUAGCUUUGGAGUGGUGACAUUGGAGACAGUUAUGGGAAGACAUCCGGGAGAUCUUCUCUCAUCUCUAUCUUCGGGGGCGUGUUCAUCAUCGUCAACUGCAUUACCAGCCCAUCAAAUGCCAGUUGUGGAUGUUUUGGACCAACGCAUUUCCCCUCCUACACGUGAAGUUGCAGGAGAAGUUGUCUCUGUUUUGAAGGUAGCAUUUGCUUGCCUGAAUUCCAGUCCUCAAUCUCGUCCAACAAUGAAGCAAGUUUCUCAACACCUCUCAACUAAAAGACCGCAUUUGUCGGAUCCAAUAGCUAUGAUAACAUGCGGUGAAUUGCUUGCUUGUGAUGGUUUUACUGCCUCAUGAAAUUUGAAUCAACAAU
Messenger RNA from Rosa rugosa (rugosa rose), 3960 nucleotides. Its product is annotated as probable leucine-rich repeat receptor-like protein kinase At1g35710. The transcript has 2 exons. Bases 33 to 3944 code for a protein of 1303 amino acids. Gene Ontology annotation, cellular component: plasma membrane. The record is from RefSeq and is a predicted model, not a curated record. Gene Ontology annotation, biological process: protein phosphorylation; hormone-mediated signaling pathway. Gene Ontology annotation, molecular function: ATP binding; protein binding; protein kinase activity. Lineage: Eukaryota; Viridiplantae; Streptophyta; Magnoliopsida; Rosales; Rosaceae.